GGCUGCUUGCAUCUUCCUUGUCGGCUUCUUCAAUCUCAACCACAUAAUUGCAACUGCCACUGCACACUUUGUCUGAGUUAUUGUUCUUUUCUUCCAUAUUUUCUUUGACUAAAGUUGAUUAGCAUUGUACAUCAAAUAUCGAGUUUCUCUAUACGUAGUAUUUAUUGUACAAUUCCGUUUUCUUAGUUAAUACUAGCCUCAAAAGUUGAGUGAUUGAUACAUGCACAGAAUCAUCGAAUCCUCCAAAUUUUGUACGUAUAUUCUAUAUCAUCUCGCCAACUCAUUCGUGAUUUGUUUGUUGAGUGCUCACUAAUAUUCCUUCCAGAAAAACAAUAUUGAAUUUGUUCAAACCGGAAGCAUUCUUUUAUAUUCAUAAUAUGCAGCAUUUUGCACAUGGCGUCCGACAUGUCACGCACCCACAACAGUUUUUCUAUAUAAUAUAUGAAUUUUCUUGCACAUAUAUAAUUUAUACAUAAUCGUCAGAAACAAUGGCUGACUCCUUUCUUCGCAUUUUUCUUUGCUUAAAGCCUGCCCUUUUUUGAGAGUUGACCCUUCAAUCUCUUUCUCCAUCUCAUUUUUCAGUUUCUGGAAAGAGAUCACGAUCUUCAUAAACCAAUUAAUUUAUUCUGGGUAACCAAGCACGACCACAGAAUUGACAAGUAUGAGUAAUGUGAGUAAUGGGCAAAAGAAAUCCACUCCAGAUGAGUGCGAAAAUUCUUCACCUCCUGAAAUGGAGCAAGCUAAGAUUAAUGAGGUGAGACAGCUAAUCGGGCCACUGUCUGGUAACCUCGCGGUUUAUUGCUCUGAUGCAUCUAUUUCAAGAUAUUUGAGAGCACGAAACUGGAAUGUUAAGAAGGCCGUUAAAAUGCUUAAAGCAACUCUAAAAUGGAGGGAGGAGUUCAAGCCAGAAGAGAUUUGUUGGGAUGACGUAGCAGGAGAAGCAGAAACCGGGAAGAUCUAUAUAUCGAAUUACAAAGAUAAGAAUGGAAGGUCGGUCCUCGUCAUGAGACCUAGGUGCCAGAACUCAAAAUCGAUAAAAGGGCAGAUAAAAUAUUUGGUUUAUUGCAUGGAAAAUGCAAUUUUAGAUCUUCCUCCGGAACAAGACCAGAUGAUUUGGUUGAUUGAUUUCCACGGUUUCAAUGUUUCGCACAUAUCAAUCAAAGUUACACGAGAAACUGCCCAUGUACUGCAAGAGCACUACCCAGAGAGACUAGGCGUAGCAAUACUAUACGACGCGCCCAAGAUAUUUCAACCAUUUUGGAUGGUUGCCAAACCCUUCCUCGAGCCUAAAACGGCUAACAAAGUCAAUUUUGUGUAUGCGGACGAUCCCAACACAAACAAGAUCAUGAGCGAGCUGUUCGACAUGGAAAUGGUGGAGUCUGCAUUUGGUGGGAAAGAUGACUCAGAUUUCAACAUCACAAAGUAUGCUGAGAGAAUGAGAGAGGACGAUAAGAGAACCCUUUCAUAUUGGAAAACGCCAUCCCCUGCAACGCUAGUAGCUUCCCCAAGCUCGCAAAAUUUGAACUCACAGAAAUCCGAUGCACAACUCAAGUCUCAAGAUAAAGAGCACAUCAGCUGAUACUGCUUUGAUAUGUAAUAGCUAGACACAUUUAUUCAAUUAGCAUCUACUCUUAACUUAUCAACAUUUAAGUUUAGCCUUACUCAUCUAUGUUUACUCAACUCAAAAGGUAAUAAUACCAACAUCUUUUAUCUCUGGCAAA
Molecule: messenger RNA, 1721 nt
Organism: Salvia miltiorrhiza (redroot sage)
Lineage: Eukaryota; Viridiplantae; Streptophyta; Magnoliopsida; Lamiales; Lamiaceae
Exons: 6
Coding region: 662-1579 (305 amino acids)
Molecular function (GO): phosphatidylinositol transfer activity
Source: RefSeq, a predicted model, not a curated record